CUUUGUAAGAAAAACUCGAUCUACUCCUCCUUUAAAGCCUCUAAUCUCUUUCUCCUUCCCUUGUCAGGAACAGUCAGAAAAAAAAAGAAACCAACUUUUUUUCUUUUUGACAACUGAACUUUGUCCUUUGGUCGAUAUUUGUCUGCAAACUCUCUGAAGAAUUUGGGAUUAGAGAGCAGGGGGGAAUAAUGGGAGAAUGUAGGCCGUUGGGUUUCUUACUGGGAUUACCAUUUGCUCUAGUUGCUCUCGUUCUAUCUUUAGUUGGUGCUGUCAUCUGGAUCAUUGGGACGAUACUGAGUUGUUUGUGCCCAUGUUGCUUCUGUUUCGCUGCGCUGGCUAACUUCGCUGUUGAUCUCAUCAAACUUCCUGUCAAAGUCCUCCGCUGGUUCACCCACUCCAUUCCUUGUUAAUUAUUAUUCUUAUUUUACUCUUCUUCCCUUCUUAAUUAUUAUUCGUUUUAGUCCUUGUAAUUUCUUUUGUAAUAACAUAUAUUUAAAAUUCUUAAAUUUGGGCUUUAUUUCCUGACAGCUAGUAAUUAUUCUUAUUUAUUAUUUUUACUAAUCAAGCACGGGGCCGGGAUCAUUAUGUUUGCGUGUAUUUUUUC
Molecule: messenger RNA, 604 nt
Organism: Eruca vesicaria subsp. sativa (arugula)
Lineage: Eukaryota; Viridiplantae; Streptophyta; Magnoliopsida; Brassicales; Brassicaceae
Source: the annotation of a GenBank genome assembly